Molecule: messenger RNA, 204 nt
Organism: Brenthis ino (lesser marbled fritillary)
Lineage: Eukaryota; Metazoa; Arthropoda; Insecta; Lepidoptera; Nymphalidae
Source: the annotation of a GenBank genome assembly
AUGGUAAAUAAAGUGUGGCGAGGCCGUCGCAACAAUCACCCCGUGUGGACCCGCACUCAAGCGGCAUCGGUCGACGAGCUCGCGGCGAUGCGCUAUCAUUGGCCGAUGGCUCUCCUCAGCGUCGUCCUACACGGUGCGAAAGUUUACGAUGGCCAAAAAUAUUGUCGUCACGAAGAACACGGAGCACAUUCACAGGGUAUCGAA